UGCGCGCUACCGACGUCCUCCCAGUGAAGCGCGUGCUCCCGGACCCAGUGCAACUGCCUAUUUGUGUUGUGUGUUCGAGUGAGAGAGAGGUCCGUGACAGAGCGACAGACUGCGAGUGGAGCUGUGGGGAAAGAAACUAAAUUAAAUAAUUUUCUCAAUGACUAGAGAUGCAAUAUGUCCAUUCCGGCUUCUACAUCUGCCUUGAACAACACCAUAAAUUAGGGUACUAGGGCAGCAGAGGAGUCAGCUGAGGAACAGAAUCAGCACUUCAGUCCAACAAAGCCGCCAUUCAACCCCCCAGCCAAGCCGCUUCUGAUGCUCGUCCAUCAUCCUGGGUGAUCUCUGCGAGCCCUCCCUACCUGGCCCGGUCUCUGCCCCCCUCUCAUUCCACCUCAGGCCUCCUGCAGGACUGCAGUCAUGGCUCUCUCCUCCCCUCCUCUUCUGCUCCUCCUCGUGGUGCUCCUCUCCGCCCUGCCUCCCCUCUGCUCUCCGGAGUCCCAGCCCGGGACUGAGGCCUUCUACCCCAGCUUCCUGCCCUCCGUCUACCCCACGUCCUACUCCAACCUGUCCGAUGGGACCCCUGACAAGUGCCUAACGGUGGUCCAGUGCAGGAAGGGCAUCCUGCUCCCUGUGUGGGAGCCCGUCAACCCCGGCCUGGGGGACAAGAUCGCACGCGCUGUUGUCUACUUUGUGUCCCUCAUGUACAUUUUCCUGGGCGUGUCCAUUAUCGCUGACCGCUUCAUGGCUUCCAUUGAGGUCAUUACUUCACAGGAGAAGGAGGUGACCAUCACCAUGCCGAAUGGGGAGACAUCUGUGGCUACGGUGCGCAUCUGGAACGAGACGGUCUCCAACCUCACGCUCAUGGCCCUGGGCUCCUCUGCCCCUGAAAUCCUGCUGUCUGUCAUCGAGGUGUGUGGGCAUGGUUUUGUGUCUGGGGAGCUGGGCCCUGGCACCAUUGUUGGCAGUGCGGCCUUCAACAUGUUUGUGAUCAUCGCCAUCUGCGUGUGGGUCAUCCCAGAAGGGGAAUCGCGGAAGAUCAAGCACCUGCGUGUGUUCUUCGUCACCGCUUUCUGGAGCAUCUUUGCCUACAUCUGGCUGUACCUCAUCCUGUCCGUCAUCACGCCAGGAGUGGUGGAGGUUUGGGAGGCCGUGGUCACUCUCCUCUACUUCCCUGUGUGUGUGAUCCUUGCCUGGAUCGCCGACCGCCGUCUCCUCUUUUACAAGUACAUGUCCAAGCGUUACCGGGCCGACAAGCGGCAUGGCAUUGUGGUGGAGACGGAGGGAGAGAUGACCCCAAAGGGCAUGGAGGGCAUGAUCAUGGACGGCAAGUUCCCCCAUCAUGGGGGGGCAGUGGGGCCGGCAGAAAACACCCAGGAGGGCACCAACAACACCACAGGCACCGGCACCACCCUGCCCAACUCCAACAGCACCACCGUCACCGUGGAGACCACCAAGGAGCUAGACGAGAGUCGCAAAGAGGUCAUCCGCAUCCUGAAGGACCUGAAGCAGAAGUACCCAGACAAGGAGCUGGACCAGCUGGUGGAGCUGGCCAACUACUAUGCUCUGUUGCACCAACAGAAGAGUCGUGCGUUUUACCGUGUUCAGGCCACACGCAUGAUGAUUGGCGCUGGCAACGUGCUGAAGAAGCAUGCCGCCGACCACGCCAAGCGAACGGCCAUUGCGGAAGAGUGCGAGGACACGGGUGAGGAGGAUGACCUGGCCAUCUGCAGCCGCCUGGCUUUCGAGAGCGCCCACUACCAGUGCAUGGAGAACUGUGGCGUGCUGAAGCUGGCCGUGGUGUGCCAGGGUGGCGCCGGGGAGAGCACCUUCUAUGUGGACUACCGCACUGAGGACGGCUCGGCCAACGCUGGCUCUGACUACGAAUACGGCGAGGGCACAGUGGUGUUCAAGCCUGGAGACACCCGGAAGGAGAUCCAGGUUGGCAUCAUUGACGACGACAUCUUUGAGGAGGACGAGCACUUCUUUGUCCGCCUGCUGAACCUGCGGGUGGGGGAUGCAGAGGGCAUGUUUGAGAGUGACGAGGUCGGCGCGGCUCCAAAGGGACGACUGGUUGAGCCUCUGGUUGCCACAGUGACCAUCCUGGAUGAUGACCAUGCCGGCAUUUUCACCUUCGGCGAGCGGCUGCUGCGCGUGAGUGAGAGCGUGGGCACCAUGGAGGUGACGGUGGUGCGGAACUCGGGCGCCCGGGGCACGGUCAUCCUUCCCUACCACACAGAAGCAGGCAGUGCCAAGGGGGACGGUGUGGACUACGAGGACGUGAGAGGAGAACUAGAGUUUGUCAACGAUCAAACCACUCAGACAAUUCAAGUGCGCAUCACUGAUGAUGAGGAAUAUGAAAAGCAUGAGAAUUUCUUUAUUGUGCUGGAUGAACCACGCUGGCUGAAGAGGGGCAUCUCAGCUUUGCUACUCAACCAAGAGGAUCCAGAGGGGCAGAUGAGUGCGGAGGAAGAGGAAGCCAGGCGCAUAGCUGAGAUGGGGAAGCCCAUCUUGGGGGAACACAGUCGGUUGGAGGUGGUCAUAGAAGAGUCCUAUGAGUUCAAGAGCACUGUGGACAAACUCAUUAAGAAGACCAACCUGGCCCUAGUGAUUGGCACACACUCUUGGAGGGAGCAAUUUAUUGAGGCAGUGACCGUCAGCGCAGGUGAUGGAGAUGAGGAGGAUGAUGAAGGUCGUGAAGAGCGCCUGCCCUCCUGUUCCGACUAUGUCAUGCACUUCUUGACUGUGUUCUGGAAGGUUCUCUUUGCCUGUGUGCCGCCAACUGAGUACUGGAAUGGUUGGGCCUGCUUCGUUGUCUCCAUCAGUGUUAUUGGCUUCCUUACUGCCAUCAUCGGGGACUUGGCCUCCCACUUCGGCUGCACUGUGGGCCUGCGGGACACCGUCACUGCUGUGGUGUUUGUGGCCUUGGGCACCUCAUUACCAGACACAUUUGCCAGUAAGGUGGCAGCCACACAGGAUCAGUAUGCUGAUGCAUCUGUGGGCAAUGUGACGGGCAGCAAUGCUGUGAACGUGUUCCUGGGUAUCGGCGUGGCAUGGUCAGUGGCAGCUGUCUACUGGAACGUGAAGGGGCAGCAAUUCAAGGUGGAUCCAGGCUCCCUGGCCUUCUCCGUCACACUCUUUACCAUCUUCGCUUUCAUUGCCAUGGGCGUGCUGCUGUUCCGCCGCCGGCCCUCCAUCGGGGGCGAGCUCGGGGGGGCGCGGGUCCCUCGCAUGCUCACCUGCCUCCUCUUCCUGUCUCUCUGGCUCCUCUACAUCCUCUUCUCCAGCCUGGAGGCCUACUGCCACAUCCAGGGCUUCUAACAUGGGAGGAGGGGCAGGAAGGGCCACAGCAUGCGGUUCAAACCCAAACAGGCAUCCACAUCCACAUCUCCACACUUCUAUAGCACUCCAUAACCACGCACACACACACACACACACACACACACACACACACACACACACACAUGCGCGCGCACACGCGCGCACACGCGCACACACACACACACACACACACACAGGCUUAUCACUGGGCCCAGUAUCCUGUUCCUUGUUAAGACAUGACACCAUUGAUUGAAGGACACCAUUACAGACGUGCAGAUCUACACUAACAUACAUGCAAACGUGCAAAGGCCUUCAGGAAGCUUUUCAAACAGGAAACUACACCUUCAACAAGCUUCACUGGCUAUGCCAGGAAGAAUUCAGACUUUAAAUCAAUCCGUCCCAUUAGUUUAUGACACCCAAGCCUGCACCAGUCAACAAAGGUCACAGAAGGAGAGAAUGGAAGUAAGACAGAACGGAAUGCAGAAAGACGAGAGUAAGAAAAACAGCUGUUGACAGAAUACAGAAUGUAGUGCCAGUAAGGAGGGUAUGGACAGUGGGGGAAUCAUGCAGGUAGGGAAAGAAAGGUCAGAAUGGAUAGAGGAACUACUUUGGGCACGGCAACCUGCUCAUCCUGCCUUGAAUUUCAACUGUCUUGCUCAUGACCUGUGGGUACAAAACUAUAGGUCUCUGUGCAGUACAUGUGGAAGAUGAUGUUCUCCAGUGGGAUUUGUAAGAGGAAGCAAACGAAGAAGCUCCCUUCAAGUAAAUGUGUGUAGGAUGGUGCAAGUGGGGCAUCCUUCAACUUUAUGGAAACGGUUCAUCACCCAGUUACAGCAGGGAGGAAGGAGCCAAGGUGUCAUAUUUAGUAACAACUGGAUGGCCUAAGGGAGAAAAAGAGAAAAGACUAUAAUCACAGAUAAAGAUAUUCAAGACAGAAGGAUGAAAUCAUGGUGUGGCUAGAGCUUGGCCUAAGCAGUUUGUCCAUGUAAAUACAUAUCUCCAGAUCAUUUAUCUUCACUGAUGGAUGAACUGAUAAGCCAGUCAUAGUUGGUUCAGGACAGGGAAGCAUUGUAUGUCUCCAGAAAUAAGAGAAAUGGAGUUUGGACCAUAUUGUCCCUUGGCAUUGCUGGGUCAUCUCCACGAGAAUGAAACAAGCUGUUAUGAAACUAUUCACAUACAUUUUCUAAAAGUUCCUCUGUUCUAACCAUGUUUCAGUUUCAGUAUUAACUUAUUUAUUUAUGUAUUUUUUUUAUUUGAAUAUAACUACAAAAAUAUUUAUUUGUUAAGUUGGUAACUAGUCAUUAGGCUGUGUUGAGAUCCAGCUGAGAUUUUGGGUUGCCUCCCCCGCGGACGAGAAGGCUGCUUUGGUUCUCACACUGAGUGGCCCCUGCUGCCAAUCACCCAGCACAUCCCACACUUCCUGGUAACAGCAGAAAUGGCAAAGCCCCAUGAGGCAUAGUUUCCCAUUCCACACCACGGACCUCUGCGAUCACCAGGGUGGAGAUUUGACUAUCUUGCUGGCACAUUGGGGAUUGUAAAUAAAGCUUUUAUAUUUUACUGACUUGGUUUCCCAUCUGAGUGACUGCAACCCCACCCCCUAACCCCCCUGGACUUCUGCUCCAUCAAACCCUUUCAUCAUUUCACUCAACUCAUCACUGUUUCUGUUGUGUUGAUGUUGUUGUUUUUUAUCUUAUCUUUAGCCACUUUAAACACUGUGUGAUGCAUACAGCCACAUCAUACCAUUAUCUUAAUUUUUCUUUUCAGAACUAAAGCUAGCUUUUUUAUUUUUCAGUAUGGACAAUAAAGACUAUUUCAUGUACUUCUAUGUUCGAAGAAACACUUCUUCUUCAAAUUGUCUCCAGGCAGAGAAGAGAGAGCCCAAUAGGUCCUGCUGUGAAAUUUAGUGGCAUUGUCCUCUUCACAGACCAAUGAGUAAUGUUGGAUCUGCAUUUGUGCUGAGUUUUACAUGUUGUUUGCCUGUCAAGUGAUAAUUGUUUAUGUUUGUAGAAACCUGUGGAUUUGUGACAUGUGUCUGUGGAACAGCCCCUACAUGGCAUGGGCUGAUGCUUAAUUGUGACGUGGGUGGAAAUGCAUGAUAUACAGUGGCAGCAAUGUAAUGGCAUGGUUUACCUAUAAAAGCAUGCAUUGGUGGUGAUACAAGAAGAGACAGUGUACAUAUUUAUUAAAAGGAAGUAGUUUGAGGAUCAAAGUGUCUCCAAUUAA
Messenger RNA from Alosa sapidissima (American shad), 5541 nucleotides. It is a transcript of the gene slc8a2b, whose product is annotated as solute carrier family 8 member 2b. The record is from RefSeq and is a predicted model, not a curated record. Gene Ontology annotation, molecular function: calcium:sodium antiporter activity. The transcript has 14 exons. Gene Ontology annotation, cellular component: axon; sarcolemma; postsynapse. Gene Ontology annotation, biological process: calcium ion import across plasma membrane; cell communication; sodium ion transmembrane transport. Lineage: Eukaryota; Metazoa; Chordata; Actinopteri; Clupeiformes; Clupeidae. Bases 418 to 3318 code for a protein of 966 amino acids.